AGAGUUGUGGUUGUGGAAGACAUAAAACGAUGGAAGUCUAUGCUUGAGCUUCCUGGGCAACCGAAAGAGAAUCUGAUCGAAGCUUUGGAGGAGCUGAAGAAGAAAAUACCUUCCAAGGAAGUGUUACUUUCAACAAAAAUAGGUCACACAGUGAAUAAGAUGCGCAAACAUUCCGAUCACGAUGUGGCCAGCCUCGCCAGUGAUAUUUACACAGAGUGGCGAACUUUCAUCAAAGACCAUUCAAACAAGCCCUCCAUAGAGGUUAGGAGCGAUCCCAAGUCCGAGGCUUUCAGAAAGAACGCACGGAAGCUGCUUUGUGAAGCCCUGGAUGUAGAGAUUGAUCACCCACUGGCUGAAAAUAUUGAGCGAGAGGCUUUUCAUCUCUCUUCCCGUCUCAUUAGCGCGCCAUAUCGCAGAAUGGUGCGAGCUCUUGUCUUCUCGUUAAAGCACAAACCUGAAAUGCGAGCAGAAGUCAAGACUGGCACGCUCACUGUCCCUGCAUUUGUACAGAGCCAUAAAAAGUGA
Molecule: messenger RNA, 525 nt
Organism: Pterocles gutturalis (yellow-throated sandgrouse)
Lineage: Eukaryota; Metazoa; Chordata; Aves; Pterocliformes; Pteroclidae
Gene: TCEANC2
Product: transcription elongation factor A (SII) N-terminal and central domain containing 2
Exons: 3
Biological process (GO): DNA-templated transcription
Cellular component (GO): nucleus
Source: RefSeq, a predicted model, not a curated record